AUGAGAUAGAUGCUAAGUUAAAAGUUAUCAGAAAAAUUUUUCGAAGUUUAAUCAGAUCAGCACAUAGGGUCAGCUAAAUCUAACAAAAGAAGAUCGAUGAAGUUUAGCUCACAAUUUGAGACUGAAGAUCAAAAACCUCCAAAAAAUGCUUUGGAUGUUAUAGAUAAUGGAACUCUUGAGGUUUGCGAAGAGCUAGUCGAGUAAAAGAGAUAUGAGUUGUACGCUUAACAACAGAGAGUCUUGCAUUCCGAACGAGAACACUAAGAUAAAAUUAUAGAAAAGCAGAGAAAUUAAAUAGAACUAGAGCAGCUAAACAAAAGCAUAGAGAACAAGAAUUAUACAUUUGAUUAUAAUGGAAAUCUUCUAAUGUAGAAAAACGUUGAUAUUGGUGAGACACAAAACUAUGAGGUGUCAAUAAAGUUUAAGUUCAAAAAUAAGAGAGUAGCUAUGUCUAGGAAUAAGAAAGAGAGACCUUCAAAAGUUCCUUUUGAGGAAAAUCAACUGACAGGUACUUUGGCAUCUGAUUACAACAAACUUGCAAAACUAGUCCAGUAGAAAUAAUUCAUUAUAAAUACGAUAAAUGCUGCAGGAAGUAUGUUCGAUCACUUCAAAGAUCCAAAAGCAGGAAUUAAAAUAGUUGAGAAAGAUAAAGAAAAAUGCUCAUCGAGGGAAUUCGAUAGCCUUCCAGGCAGGAUAUCUAAACGUAAAUACUAGUAAAGAACAUAGGAGGGAAACUUUGUAAGCAGUAAUGCAUAUCCAGACGUCUACGAGUACAUUAAAAGCUAAGAUGGUCAAAAUCUACUACUUUCCGAUCCGCAUAACGGAUAGGAUAACAUUAUUACAAGCCUAAAAAGUGAUGUGAUGAUUCGGAUAGAAGAUGCAAACCACAAGUCUAAGUACAUGGAAGAAGCCAAAUUUUAAUUCAAAAAAGACCAUAAUCAUGAAAACUAGGACUCAACACUAUCAUUUAAUCACAAUAAUGAUAAUCAUCAAGUUAUAAUUACCUCCCCUUAGUCUAUCUCAGAUUUGAUUAACGUUAAAAAGUCUCGCAACUAUCAGAAUCCAACUGCAUUCUUUGGCAAUUAAACCACAAGCGACGUAUAAUCAGGAGAUGCAGAGACUUAGAUAUUCUCAGAAAUCAUUCCAAAAUUUAAAACUAUUAAAGGGGCAAAGCUAAAUAAAGCAAAUAUUAAUUAGACAAUAGGAGAUAGUAUUAGAGAUAAAUUGAGGCAGAAUUUACUUAAAGUAGGUUCUGAUUAUAUGCAGGCUGAAAGAACUUAAAUAACGACUCCAAAUCACAAUCUGAGGAUAAGGGAACCUCUUAAAAUGAAUCCACUUUCACCUCUGAAUCAUCAUCCAGUAAUCAGGCCAUUUUCCAGAGGAGCCUCUUAUAAUAAUGCCAUUCCUGAUCAUUCUUAAUCUCAGAGGACAUUGAAAAGCCACAAGAGAAAUAUAUUUAUCCCUGCUUUAAAGCAAUAGUUAGAUACAUCUGAUACAUUACUAUCUACUUAGGCUUCUAAUAACAAAUUAUUAUCAAAUAGACAACCAAAAACCGAAGGAAGCAGCAUAAACAUUAAUAAUUUGAUUCAGAGUACGAGUCUUAAAAAUUUCACACAAAUAAAGAGUGGACAAGGAAGUGUUUCAACUAGUUUGAAUAGAAACAGUAGUAAUGAUUCUAGAGGUGUUGGAAAAGGGGGACCUAAGGACGUUAGAAAAAUUAAUCUUAGUAAAACAACGAGAUAUAGUCAAAUGGCUGAGAUUCAAAAUGAGUAUGGAAUAAAAGUUAGACAUUCUGAAAAAAUAAGGCAUUGA
Stylonychia lemnae is the source of this 1812-nucleotide messenger RNA. NCBI's taxonomy places the organism in Eukaryota, Ciliophora, Spirotrichea, Sporadotrichida, Oxytrichidae. The record is from the annotation of a GenBank genome assembly.